Arvicanthis niloticus (Nile rat) is the source of this 1103-nucleotide messenger RNA. It is a transcript of the gene Sult6b1, whose product is annotated as sulfotransferase family 6B member 1. Lineage: Eukaryota; Metazoa; Chordata; Mammalia; Rodentia; Muridae. Gene Ontology annotation, molecular function: sulfotransferase activity. The record is from RefSeq and is a predicted model, not a curated record.
AUGGCUGAUAGGUCCAAGUUAAUUGAGUACAUUGAUGACGCAUUAGAAAAAUCGAAAGAGACUACGCUUUCCCAGUUAUUUCUCACCUACCAGGGGAUCCCCUAUCCAGUUACCAUGUGCACUCAGGAAACCUUUCGAGCUUUGGAUGCCUUUGAAGCCAGAAGUGAUGACAUCCUGCUAGCGUCCUACCCGAAAUGUGGCUCAAACUGGAUUCUCCAUAUUGUCAGUGAAUUAAUAUUUGCUGUUUCUAAAAAGAAAUACAUAUGUCCAGAAUUUCCAGUUCUUGAAUGUGGUGAUGCAGAAAAAUAUCAGAGAAUGAAACUGUUUCCAUCACCAAGGAUUUUGACAACUCACCUCCACUAUGACAAGCUACCUCAGUCUAUUUUCAAGAACAAAGCCAAGAUUUUGGUGAUAUUUCGAAACCCUAAGGAUACAGCGGUGUCCUUUUUUCAUUUCCAUAACGAUGUCCCCGACAUCCCAAGCUAUGCCUCUUGGGAUGACUUCUUCAGACAAUUCAUAAAGGGACAAGUUUCUUGGGGAAGUUAUUUUGAUUUUGCAAUUAAUUGGAACAAACAUAUUGACAAUGAAAAUGUUAAGUUCAUAUUAUAUGAAGACCUGAAAGAGAAUUUGGUUGUUGGAAUAAAACAGGUCUCUGAAUUCCUUGGUUUCUCUUUAACGGAUGAACAAAUAGAAACCAUCUCAGCCCAGAGCACCUUCCAGGCCAUGCGAGCAAACUCUCAUGAGACACAUGGUGCCAUUGGGCCCUUCCUCUUCCGCAAAGGUGAAGUUGGUGAUUGGAAAAGUUUGUUCAACCAAACACAGAACCAGGAAAUGGAUGAAAGAUUCAAAGAGUGUUUGGCAGGCACUUCCCUCGGAGACAAGCUGAAGUAUGAAUCAUAUUGCCUGGCUUGAUACUGGCCAAGCUGGCUGGCCUACAUAUCUUCUUUUCCCUAAUAAUAACUGAAUUUAUAUAAUUAGUAAUGCAGUUAAACAGUCGCAUGACAAUAAUCAUGUAACAUAAUUAUGAAUAGUGCAGAUCUAGGAAUGGUGGUAACAGCUGACAUUUUUGAGCUGAAAUUAAAGUUUGUCUUUCUUUUGAAGAA